AUGGUGACCCUUACCCUUAUGUUCCUGGCUGUGGGCUUCGGGUUGGCCCGUGCCGAAAACCAGGGACUGGACUGGGACUUGGGCAACUUUAACACUGUGCUGAUACGGUAAGGGGUUUUUGGUGGCUGUCUUGAGCAGCAUACUUCAAUGUGUAAUGUACACAAACUGCUCCACACACACACACACACACACACACACACACACACACACACACACACGUGUGCACACUAAUACUAUGUCUCCCUCUCACUCACACAAACGCACACACCACUCUCUCCCUAACCCUCUCUCUCUCAUCCCUCUGUAUAGGAUGACUGUGCUGUUGCUGGUGUGUCUGACCCAGUCCUGGCUCCUGUGGAAGUUUAUCCGUUUCCAGCUGAGGCGGUGGCGAGAGUUCCGACAUGAACAGGCCGCUAGGAAGAAGGCCGCCGCCAAGCAAACCCCCCGACCGCUUAAGAGAGACUCCCGUGAGUGGAGACGCACACACUUUGGAAUGGGUUUAUACCACCUCUUAUGACAUUGUUCAAGAUCAGUAGGGGAUUUAUAACAAGAGUUGUCAAGUUAGAAGAUAGUCAAUCGUAUGAGUUGAAGCCAUUCUAUUGCAGCGAACAAUAACAUGUUGAUUAUCUGACUAUUUGUUAAUGUGUGUAUGCCCUCUUCUCCUCCCUCCCUCUUCCAGUUGGCCACCAUGAAAAUGGCGUGAUCAAAGCCGAGAAUGGAGCCUCCCCUCGGCCCAAGAAGAUCAAGGCCCCCUAA
This is a messenger RNA of Coregonus sp. 'balchen', 756 nucleotides long. The record is from the annotation of a GenBank genome assembly. Lineage: Eukaryota; Metazoa; Chordata; Actinopteri; Salmoniformes; Salmonidae.